AUGGCGGACCCAUUAGCCAUCGCGGGCCUGGUCAUUGCCCUCGUCCAAGGGGGGUUCCAGCUCUAUGCAGGCAUCUCGGAUUACCUCGACGCCGUGGAAGCUAGGUCCGAGGAGCUUGACUUUGCCCGAAGGCAGACGUUGGAAAUGCGGAGAUCGCUAGAGAUAAUCGAACAGCUCGCGCCCAAGCUCGCGCCGAAACAUGCAGCAUCAUCAUCGUCACUCGAAUCAUUUCUACGAUCCUGCGAGCUCGAUAUCAAAACAUUAAAUGACAUGCUACUGGAAUUUACUGCGACUGGACCGUCUGGUGAGGGCUUGAGACACCGAUUGCAUCGAGCACAGGUGCGAGCGAAGAAAUUGACCUUUCCUUUCAAUCGCUCCAAGAUCGAUCGGUUAGAGAAACGAUUGGCACUAGCCAACGGGAACCUUCUUACUGCCCUGAAUACUGCGAAUCUUGAAGUCUCUCUUGGUAUACAAGACCACGUAUCCGAUGUGUACCACCUCUUAACAGCCAUGGUUGGUGCAAACACGAUUGAGGCACGAGUCAUGAGCUCCACUCCAGCCUCAUCACACCAAAGCCGUGCCAUAAUCAGCUCAGAUUCAUUUGAUCACAACAAUGCAUUGCGCCAGCUUGUUUCAAAGCCAGGGUAUUUGAGAUCCGCAAUAGAUGAAUUGCAGUCAUACAGCCAGCAGCCAGUACACACCUCAUGGCCAUUGUCAGAUUCAAUAUGCUUUUGUCAGCCCCGCCGAACACUUACUAGGCAGCGCCAGGUUUGGUCUUCCGUUGCUUUGUCCUCUGAAAAGCUAUCCUCUACGAUCCACAAUCCGGAUUGCCAGUUUGCCGGUGCCACAAACACUCUACAGACUUUUGGAAUGACUCUCGAGUAUACUGGUCUGAGAACAUUGUUUCAGAAAGCCAUUCAACUGUCGUUACACAUGACCUUUGGCGCUGGUGGCUUGAGCAUCAAUCCAGGGAUAAGUUACGUUCCCUUGGUCGAUCACAGAUCUGCCCCUGCUUUUCGUCUGGUUCAGCUACUUCCCAGAGUUAGGUCCGACAUACCCAACAGUAUUGAUAUGAUUCGCAUACAGAAGACCAACAACAAUUCUAUGAGCAAAGGCAUCAAGACACUGACCUUAUUAGGUGUAAAGAAGUUGAUUGCGAGCAAAGUGCCAACCAUGGCCCACGACAACAAAGGACAAUCCUCCGCCAUGAUGUUUCUUCGAGAGCUCUGGUAUGGUGAUUUAGGACCUAUGCUCGCCACCUCGCUCAUCUCUGCAGAGCCUGAUGAAACACUAUUCUCAGCGCUUGCAACAAAUCGGCACGUGUCAUACUUUACAAAUCCAGCAUUCUUUCCCCGAUGGCCUGCUCUAGCAGAAGCUGCCGCUUAUGGCCAGUUAUGCUCCGCCGUUGCCAGCGGCAAUCAAGCUGCUGUUUCCGCAAUACUGGCGACUACGCCUUCAGCGCUCCGAGAAAGCAAUAUUUUCGGCCAAAGUCCGCUUCAUCUCGCUAUUCAUCAUCCAUCCUGCCUCAAAGUUCUGAUAAAAGCGAAUGGGGUCGAUGAAUCACUUUUGAAUAUCCUCGAUGCAGACUCAAGAUCACCGCUAGAUCGUGCCAUGAUCAACUCUAUAACCGGAUUCCAUGAAUCUACGAAGAUCCUUCUCGAGGCAGACUGUGCAGUAUGGCAAAACGAUUUGCAUUUUUUUGAAGCAACAGAUGAUAAUUGGAAGCCGAUCAUCGAGGCAAUGUUGAAUCGGCGCGAAAGGCUAAAACACCUGGCCAUGAAGGUAUUCAGCAAGGAGGAGAUUGAGGCGUGUGGACUGGAGGAAAAUGCCGUUUUGGAUGGGAAUGCUGCUACUGUCUACCAAUUGCUCCUUGAUAAAGGCAUAGCAGUUCCUCAAGCCUUGAUCCCAGUGCGCCCGGGCUUCAAAGCGCGCAGCUAUUCCAUGUACCACCUUAUUCAUCAUGAUGAGGGACAACUGGAAGACCUUUGGACUCUCGGUUUUCGGGACAUCAACAUGCUCAACAACGAAAGCAUACCUCCAUUAAUGGAUUGGCGAUAUGAUCCUAGUGAUGCAGACUAUAUGCCACGAUAUGAAUGGUUCAUCAAUCAUGGUGCAAACGUAGAGGAACCAGUGAGAAGGCAAGGCAGACUAGACGUCGAAACACAGUCCAUCACGGUUGGUCACAAUUUAUUUCGGCUUGUAGGGACAAUUUUUUUGAGUGAAAUGAUCAGUGUAGCUCACUGGCGAGGUGAUGGAGAGAUCCUUAGGAACAUGAAGAAGGACUUAGAAUCAGGACGGGCUGUGAUCGAAAAGCUGCUUAGGUCAACGCUUGACGAUGCUUGUGGCUGCAAAUGCUCCAGGGCAGGUUGCACACCUUUUGUCUGGUUCUUGAAAUACCUACCUGUACUUGGAGAAGUAUGGGAAAGUGAUCCCUGGACAAAUCGUUUGUGGCCAACGGAAAGUCAACCACAACGCCUUGCAGAUGCAAUGCUACUGUUCACCGAAACCUUUGGCUCGAUUAUGUCGCAAUGCCAUCUCUCAGAGGCCUUGAGAUGUUUGACACACACAGCCUUGAAAGUCAAGCAUACUUGUUGCGAGGCGGAAGUCAUGAGAUCUCCAUUCAUGGUAUCGCCCCUUGAUCCUGACAAUCGCCAGCACAUGAGCACUGCAGAGAAAGAGGAAUUAGAAUCUGAGCAGGCAUCAUUGAUUGAUUUGCUGGAUAGCCUAGUGGCCGAAUUCGAAUUGAAAUCCCAAGAAGAACGAGACGGCACACCUCUGUGGCGUGCAAAUCCAGCCGAGUUCUGGAUUCAGGUUUGGGCGGCAAAGAUGGAUAGCGUCCUUACAGACCUCGAUGGCGCUGAUCUGACUCGGGAAGAGAUACGAGCAGCAGAGGAUGUAGGAGUAAACUGGCAAUCGCCAAGGCCGGAAAGGCCCGCCCGCGAAAGGCUACCACGUCGGUUCUACCUUUCGUUUGAGGAGUUCAAGGAUGAAGUAGACCAAAUUAUGGCAGGCGAAUGUUCGUGA
Molecule: messenger RNA, 3024 nt
Organism: Pestalotiopsis fici W106-1
Lineage: Eukaryota; Fungi; Ascomycota; Sordariomycetes; Amphisphaeriales; Sporocadaceae
Exons: 6
Coding region: 1-3024 (1007 amino acids)
Source: RefSeq, a predicted model, not a curated record